GAAGUCUUGAUAUAUAAUUUAUAUAUUAAGAUCAAAAAUGCCACUCCUCUAGAAGUUACCUUAUUUAUCAACCUGUAACCAAAAAGUGGCCAAUCUUCCUCAAUGAUUUGAGAUAUAUUUGACCACUCACAGUCAUUAACAUAGUCAUUAAUAGUCAAUCGGUAGUUUUCAUCAUAAGAAAUGAUAUUUGCACGACUUGCAACCGGAGUAUUUUGUUAAUUUUCUUGGAUGAAAUACGAAAAAAUCAAAAUUCAAGGCUUAAGUUUAAUAUCUCAUGGCGUCCAAUCACGAUGAAUGGAGAUUGUAAAACCUGACUAAAGUGCCUCGAAUCUAGCCGACAGAACUCAGUGGGAAAUUUGGUUUAGCCGAGUGCAGAUCGUGGGCUUUUGUACAGAAGGAGAUCACUUGUGAAAAGAUGGUUAAAUCACUGCAUUUCUUCGCCGUCCUGUUCCUGACCUUCGGCAUCUUCACCGUCACGCGAAGUGCAUCAAUCUUCGGGGACGAUGAUGAGGACAGUGCAGAUCCCGAGCCUAUCAAGGACAACGAAGUCAAAGUCCUUUUCAGAGAGGAUUCACACACAGAGACUGGAUACAAAUAUGUGUACGAACUGAGCGAUGGCACGGGAAGAGAGGAAGUCGGCACGAUCCACAAUCGAGGAACUGACCAGGAAUAUUUGGAAGUGGCGGGAUUCUAUCGAUACACAGGACCCGAUAAGUACAUCUAUCGCGUCGACUACACUUCUGGUCCUCAAGGAUAUCAAGCCAUGACCAGUCGUUAUCACUCAAAGAACAGAAUUUCCCCAGUCGCGCUCAAGUCUCUUGUCGGCUGACAAAGUCGCCUAACCUCAAUAGAUUGUCCAAUUUCCUUCAAGAAUUGUCAUGAAUUUAACAAGCAGAAAUACACUGAAAUU
This is a messenger RNA of Phlebotomus argentipes, 910 nucleotides long. Its product is annotated as flexible cuticle protein 12-like. The transcript is spliced from 3 exons. Lineage: Eukaryota; Metazoa; Arthropoda; Insecta; Diptera; Psychodidae. The record is from RefSeq and is a predicted model, not a curated record. The coding region runs from base 416 to 829 and encodes 137 amino acids.